Messenger RNA from Trichosurus vulpecula (common brushtail), 3791 nucleotides. It is a transcript of the gene SYTL4, whose product is annotated as synaptotagmin like 4. Gene Ontology annotation, biological process: exocytosis; intracellular protein transport. Gene Ontology annotation, molecular function: small GTPase binding; neurexin family protein binding. Gene Ontology annotation, cellular component: plasma membrane; exocytic vesicle. The transcript has 16 exons. NCBI's taxonomy places the organism in Eukaryota, Metazoa, Chordata, Mammalia, Diprotodontia, Phalangeridae. The record is from RefSeq and is a predicted model, not a curated record. Bases 1 to 2055 code for a protein of 684 amino acids.
AUGUCGGAGGCGGUUGAUCUCUCCUUUCUCUCUGAGACAGAGAGGGACUUGAUCUUGAAAGUUCUUCAGCGGGACGAGGAGCUCCGAAAAGCCGAAGAGAAGCGGAUCAGGAGACUAAAGAAUGAGCUGCUGGAGAUCCGGAGGAAAGGGGCCAAGCGGGGCAGCCAGCGGUAUGGUGAGCGGACUUGUGCCCGGUGCCAGCAGAGCCUGGGGAGAAUAUACCCCAAAACCAACACUUGCCGAGGCUGUAAUCACCUGGUGUGUCGGGACUGCCGCACCCCUGGCGCCCAUGGCACCUGGAGGUGCAAGGUGUGCGUCAAGGAAGCAGAGCUGAAGAAGACAACCGGUGACUGGUUUUACGAUCAGAAAGUGAAUCGCUUUGCUAACCAUCUGGCCAGCGACUUAGUGAGGAUGUCACUGCGCAAGAAGCCAACAGCUGGUAAAAGAGACACUGUGGGACAGUCUCUUCUCCAGCAGUCUCAACUCAGUGAGGCCCGGACUGGAAUGAGGAGCAGCCAGGAGCCACUCAAGGAGUUCAGCUUGUCAUUUGAUGCUUCAGAGCCCAGAGAUGGAAAGGAUUCUCUGGAGCCCAAGAGCACGAGCAUGGACAGUAGCCAAGUGGAUGCUGUAGGCGACACUUGGAGAAACCCUCUGGAGAAAGUUGGAACAUUGCAAGAAAGCAAGAGAAGCUCUGAGGGCCCAGAGUGCAGCACUUCUCUGGCCAUGACCAAUAAGGCUGAAGCAGACGAUGAAGUACAGCCUUUGGGGCAGAGCUUGGGAUCUACAGAUGAGACUGAAAUGAUAUUCAAGAAGAAUCCCAGGAGAGCCCUGAGGCCUUCAGAGUAUACUAAGUCUGUUAUGGAUCUUCGCCCAGGGGACUUAAACCCUGGCAGUGGCUCCUUGGGAGACAGAAGCAGGUCGGUCCCAGGCCUCAUCGCGGACAUGGAGGAGGAGGAGGAAGAGGAAGAAGAAGACAUCGAUAGCCUGGUAGAGAUCCAUCGGCAGAAAACAGCCAGAAGCAGUCUACGUAGUGGUUCUUCCUUGAGCACCCUGGGCAGCAUGGUGAGCAUCUACAGUGAGGCUGGGGAAGUCAGUGACAUCUUGAUAACGGGCGAGAUUGCCUUCUCCUUGAAGUAUGAGCAGUCCUCCCAGACCCUGCUGGUCCAUGUGAAGGAGUGCCGCCAGCUGGCAUUUGCUGAUGACACCAAGAAGCGCUCAAACCCGUAUGUGAAGACUUACCUCCUGCCUGACAAAUCCCGACAGGGGAAGCGUAAAACCAGCAUCAAACAAGGCACUACCAACCCAAUGUUUGAUGAGAUCUUCCGAUAUGAGAUCCCCAAAUCCCUGCUGUCUCAGAGGGUCUUACAGUUCUCUGUCUGGCACCAUGGCCGUUUGGGCCGCAAUACUUUCCUGGGAGAGGCUGAGGUCAACAUGAACUCCUGGAAGCUUGACAAGCCUCUUGAUCAGUGGCUCCCCUUGCAUGGAAAGAUCAGCGCUGAGGCCCUGGCCAGCAUCCUGCCGCAGAAGGGCGAGUUGGUAGUUUCAUUGAAGUAUAUCCCAGCCUCCAAACUGCCUGUUGCUGGAGACCACAAAAAGAGCAAAGGUGGAGAUGGAGGAGAACUCCAGGUGUGGAUCAAAGAAGCCAAGAAUCUGCCCGCUGCCAAAUCUGGGGGCACCUCGGACAGCUUUGUCAAAGGUUACCUCCUUCCUAUGAGGAACAAGACCAGCAAGCGCAAGACUCCGGUGGUGAAGAAGAGCUUGAACCCCCACUACAAUCACACAUUCAUAUACUCUGGAGUAAAGCUGGAGGACCUGCAGCACAUGUGCCUGGAGCUGACCGUGUGGGAUCGGGAGCCCUUGGCCAGCAAUGAUUUCCUGGGAGGAAUCAGGCUGGGUGUUGGCACUGGCAUCAGUAACGGGGAGAUGGUUGACUGGAUGGACUCUGCUGGGGAAGAAGUGAGUCUAUGGCAGAAGAUGCGUCAGUACCCAGGCUCCUGGGCAGAAGGGACCCUGCAGCUCCGUCCCACCAUGGCCAGGCAGAAGCUGGGAUCCUGAGCGUUGGCUCUCCCUGGAGCUGCAGGAGCACCAGCUGGGUCAAGCUAGAGGAAGUAGAGGCAGGAUUCACAGUGCCUCGUUACAUAUACAGAUGUGCGCUUGUGUGUGUAUGUGUGCAUGUUCCUGUGCGUGUGUGUACACAGCUGGGCUCUCUGUGUGGCUCGCCAUCCUGCAGUGAAGGGGGACUGUUGUCACCUUUUAGACCAAUCCCGGUACUAUGGGUUUAUUCUUGGUCAGUGUUUGUGCCUGUGUUUAGUCUGACCGUGUUUGUUUUUCUUCUUGCAGAUUCCAUCCUGACCCAUCCAUUUUGGGUCAGGGUUAAAUGUAGUGUUUGAGAGCUUGAAACCACCAAGUUUUUCAUCCUCUUCUACUCUCUCCCAGCUCCCUGAGAGUUCACGACCUCCUGAGCCUUAGCUCUGCCCCCUGUUUGUGUAGGUUCUGAGGUACUUGUAUCUCUUGCCCAAGGCUGCCAGGGACAGGAAAAGGUGGAAGAAGUGAGAACAAAAGCAUCAAGUUCAUCUCCUUGGGAGAUGAAGGAACUCCCUCCCUAGUACUCAGUAAGGCAGCUGGCCUCCUUCACAUUUCAGCCUGUUUUCAGUUCCUCUUCUGGUCAGACAGGAGAGGUUUUUUUUGGGGGGGCACUCAUUGCUUUUCUUCCCUUUAAAGAGGUUCCCCCAAUUUGACCCCCCCAAACUCUAGUUGAAUGUCCAGUUUCCCCUUUGGGUACCUUGGAAUGGUGAUCAAAUUGGUUUUUUUCCUUAGUGUGUACAGCACUGCUAGGGACCUGGGAUAUAAGUUUAUGUCAGAGACCUUGGGCUCAAGAAGCUAGCCAUCUAAUGGGGAGAGAUGGCAAUGGGCUGAAUGACCAAUAUCUGGGAGAACAGCUUCAAAGAAAAGAGAGAUCCAGGCAAACUGUUCUGGGCCUGGGGGUUAGGGAAGGCUUUGUGAAUGACUUGGCUCCCAAGUUGGGUCUCCAGGGAAAGCUGAGCCUCCUGCCAACAAAUGGGGGCAGGAGGGCUAGUCCAUUUGAGGUAUAGAGGAUGGUCUAAGCUUAGAUAUGGAGAUAGACAAAGACAGGACAAGACCAGGUUCCUUGAGAUCCUUAUCAUCCCAAGGGGCUCUGGUUUUCAGAGCCAGGCUUUUAAGGUCUAAAGCCUUUAAUCCAGUAGUCUUAAAUAUAGCCAGCAUAUUUUGUUCUCCUAAGUAGGAGCUUAAACAUUGUCCCAGAAUUUUCUGACUCAGGACUACCCCCCCACAUCCACGCACUCAUUCUGAGCUUUCACACAAGCAUAACAGGUAUGGUAGAGCCCUUAAGGCCUCCACUGACCAGCAGUGGAUGCAUUGAUUCCUAAAGUGAGCCCAGGCCUCGUGCAGGGCCUGGGUAUGGGUUCUCUGAGUUUAGGUCUAGUGGCUGGGAAUGAAUUCUCUAAUGCUUGCUCAGCCUGUUCCACACUGACAAGAUUUCUUACCUCCCCCCCGCCCCCCAUUACAAAUGCACUCACCUAUAUAAAGUUGUUUGCAAAAGGAGCUGCAUUGGAGAGGAAAACAACUUUCUCUGGAGCACACCCCAGCAGCUGCUUUUGCCUAGCUGGCUGAAGAAAUCUGUGUUGUAGGGAGGAAUUGGAUGGAAGUGACAUCUAGCUUUAUCAGUUUGGUUUCAUAGUGGGAAGGGGAGAGCCCUGGCUCCAAUUUGGUGUGUUGCUGUCUGCCCUUUGGAAAGUUUUCUUUUGUUUUAA